AUGACAAUGAAUGAAACGGCUGCUAUUACGUCUGAUAUUUCCAAUCCCAACAUGCAAAAUUUUUUGCACGAAGGUCUCUCAUACAAUACCAAAGAUAUGGAAGGAGUACAAAAUGCCUUGAAAGUUUCAUAUGAAGUAUAUAUGACCUUAGCCUACUCUUCUGAAAAGUUGACAAAUAUGGAAAAUCUUCAUGUUUUACUAGACGAAAAUGAUAUUGGAUCAAUUUCUGUUGAGGAUGAUAACAUAUCUGCAGAACCGAUUAAAAAGGCUUUAAUAUUUGAUAUGUUGUGUGCUUUUUUAUGUUCUGAAGUGAGAGAACUAGGCAAUCUACUGGGUGAUCUUCAAGAUACUAUUGUCAAUGCCCUUCAUGAGAUAUCUUCUUUUGGACAACCAACAGAAUUGCUUACUGGGCUGGAAAGCAAAUUAUGUGAUUCUGAAGAAUCACUAAAACAGUCACAAGAGCAAGUCAUGAAGAUGAAGAUCCAAUUAGCCAAGUUGCAGAUGUCCUCAUUUUCUUUCAAGCAAAAUGAAAGGAAAUAUGACUUGGCUGGAAGUUUUAAAGAAGAAUUUCAUUUAGAAAGCACAGAGUUCCAGCCACAAAUGCAGAAAAUUGAACAAAGGCGUGUUUUAAGAAUGCUGGAAAACUCUCUUGCAGGAGAGCUGGAACUUGAGAAAAAAUUAACAGAACUGAAACAAAAUGAGGAAGAUCUUAAAUUGAAGAUACGGUUAACAGAACAAGUUGCUGUCUACCUGGAAGAGGCAGCAGAGGGAGCUUGGAGCAGGUUCUUAGAGGCAGAUAAUACAGCAGAGGUGCUGAUGGGAAUUUCAAAAGAAAUGGUGGGCAAGCUUCAAAUUGUUCAGCUCAAUCUGAAUGGUUCAACCAAGAGAGAAGAAGAAAUGAAAUCUACACUCCGAGAUUGCAUAAAUCAAUUGAACGACAAAGAAUUUGCAAUAGGAAAACUCAACAGCAGCAUUUCACAUCUUAUCGCCGAUAAUUCUGAAGUGACUCAUUUAAGAGAACACGUCAAAAUGCUGGAGAAAAAGCUGAACAAAACUGAGUCUCAGCUCAAGGAGGCAAAUGCAUCUAGUGAAACGAGUCAACAGAAAUUAAAAGAAAUGGAGGGUGAAAUCCAGUCCCUUAAGGAAAAUAUAUACGACACUGGGAGUAGGGCUGAAAGUGCAGUGACCAAAGUUACGCAUUUAACAGAGACAAACUUGGAACUGACAGAAGAACUAAAUUUUCUUAAAGGUAGUAAUGAUAGAAAUAAAAAAAAGGUGAGCAUACUCGAGAAGCAGGUAAGGGAAUUAGAUAUCCAAUUGCAGCAUGCAAAGGCUUCCUCUGAAACAAGUCAAGAGCAGCAGAACAUGCUAUAUUCUGCAAUUUGGGACAUGGAAACAUUGAUUGAUGAACUGAAACAAAAAGUUGCGAAUGCUGAGAGUAAGACUGAGAGUGCCGAGGACCGAUGUAUUAUAUUGUCCAACACAAAUUCAGAACUUAACGAAGAACUAGAUUUUCUGAUAGCCAGAAUGGAAUUCUUGGAGAAAUCUAUGAACCAAGCAACUAUUGAAAAAAAAUCAAGUACAGAAGACAUUAAUAUCAAAACCGAGCUUAUUAUGGAUAUGGUUAUGCAACUCACAAUCGAAAGGGAGCGAAUACAGAAACAGUUGUACUCUUUAACAACGGAAAACAAAUUGUUGAGGGAGAAGUUCCACGAUGCAAAGAAGGUUGCAUCUGUAGUUCAGAGAGGCAAUAGCAGUAGUAAUAAAGAAUUCCCGUCAUCCGAGCUCGAUUCAUCUGAUCCUGUUUUGACAAAAUUUUCAGCAGAAGAAGAAACACCAAACAAAUUGUUGAGGGAGAAGUUCCACGAUGCAAAGAAGGUUGCAUCUGUAGUUCAGAGAGGCAAUAGCAGUAGUAAUAAAGAAUUCCCGUCAUCCGAGCUCGAUUCAUCUGAUCCUGUUUUGACAAAAUUUUCAGCAGAAGAAGAAACACCAUUCUUGUCAACAAGUUUCCGGGCAGGGGUACUAAUCACCGGAGGAUAUGCCCCCAGAUCAGAGUGA
This is a messenger RNA of Fraxinus pennsylvanica, 2058 nucleotides long. Lineage: Eukaryota; Viridiplantae; Streptophyta; Magnoliopsida; Lamiales; Oleaceae. The record is from the annotation of a GenBank genome assembly.